Messenger RNA from Lachancea nothofagi CBS 11611, 1152 nucleotides. Lineage: Eukaryota; Fungi; Ascomycota; Saccharomycetes; Saccharomycetales; Saccharomycetaceae. The record is from the annotation of a GenBank genome assembly.
AUGCUCUUACGAAAUCUCACAACUCCCACUCAGCUGCGAAGUUUUGAGCGGUCCUUCUGCACUAGCAUGAAGGUUUUUCAAAAUCACCAAAAUUUUAAUAUACUACCAUCCCGCUUGGUUAAAGGUCCUAAAACGUCUUCUAACCCAGCUAAGAAUCUCAGGAGAAGCACGAUCCCCAAAAUUGAAAACUCUACGUCAAGAUGUGGUAAUUAUAGCCAAUCUGGCGAUGCCUUCAAAAUUGAUGAGUGUACCACCAUCACGACAAGUGAAGCUUACGAUUUGGAAAAGGUAAAAUGUCUACUGAUAGGAUCAGGCUAUCAUCCGGCUAGCUUGGUACCAGACGAGAUAAUCUCCUUCAAAUACCUAUACAACGGAUGCAUGUCUGAUGUUAUGAUUUUGGGCAACUGUGGAACAGUAGUGUCGUGGGGCCUAGGAGAAUCAUUCGUUACUGAGAACAUUUUAUCCUUGAUACAGGAUGCUAGAGUAAAUGCUCUAGCCGAUAAUGAAAUAGAGAGCGAGGAUCUGGACUUUAUAGAGAUUGAGUCAAAAGAGGAUCUGGAAAAAGUUAAGCGCCUGACAACCAAGUCUGGAGACGAAAGUUUUAUAGAUGGCGACAUGAUAUUCGUUAACUCGAUUGAUCCAAAUUUGGGACUUCUAGAUAAAGCAGCCUUAUCUAGCGGAAUGUCUCGAAGUACAAGAUUGGCCAUCUUAGAAGACCUCCUUAAAACUCAUAUUGAGAAGUCCAAGAAGUUUACUGAGCUGCUGUCAAAGGGAAAGAAGCUUAAUCUCACAGAGUCUGAAGUUUUGAAGUCUACGGGAAGUUUGUUCCUAAUAAGAGGUAAGCUUAAUUUGUAUUCAGAGUUAAUCGAAACCCCAGAUCUAUACUGGAGUGAGCCCCGACUUGAGAGGAUAUACAAACAGAUGUCCAAAAAUCUGGACAUUCAACCAAGAAUUAGCAUCCUCAAUACCAAGUUGGACUUCGCAGCUGAGGAGUCAAGAGCAUUCAUGGCAGUUCUUAACGAAAAGAAGAGUACGCAUCUUGAGUGGAUUAUCAUAUAUUUGAUUACCAUCGAGGUAUGCUUUGAAUUACAUCACUACUAUGAAAGGUAUUGGAUCGAUAGACCUGAUAAAAUUGAACAAACUGAGGCAUGA